This is a messenger RNA of Pollicipes pollicipes, 2571 nucleotides long. Its product is annotated as metal transporter CNNM2. The coding region runs from base 1042 to 2571 and encodes 509 amino acids. The record is from RefSeq and is a predicted model, not a curated record. Gene Ontology annotation, molecular function: transmembrane transporter activity. Gene Ontology annotation, biological process: transport; magnesium ion homeostasis. Gene Ontology annotation, cellular component: plasma membrane. The transcript has 9 exons. Lineage: Eukaryota; Metazoa; Arthropoda; Thecostraca; Pollicipedomorpha; Pollicipedidae.
GAGCGAGGGUUAAGUAGGGAGGAAAAUCUCUCUUGCACCCAACUCCAGCUCAAGCUGCAAAAGUAAGAGGUGGCGCCGGUGUCACCGAGUGAGUCAUUAAGACGCCUGGUAGCGUGCAUACUUGUGCUCGCUCACGUAAUGACAACGUAAUGACUCAGUUCACGUAAUGACUCUUUUGUCUGCAACCUUCCACAGCGCUCGUGGAGAGUGAACCGGCGGUUGAUGCAUAGCAGAGAUCCUGGGCUCUCUGCAAAACACCUGUGAGAUGAGAUAAAACGCUUUCUUAAUGGCGUAUUGACAGUUCUCUGUUUUUUGUCAGGCGUGCUCCAUUCAUGUCGCCGUUGGAAGUUGGUAAGCGAUUGUUUACCGGAUGGGGUCCAUGUUGAGUCACGACGUCGCCGAGUAUUGGUCCGCUUGUGUGCCGGGGAUGGCGAGGUGAAAGCAGACGGAAUGCUACCGCCAUUUAGAGGUUGCCAAAACUCUAGCCAAUGGAGCCAGGCGCAUUGGGAACCCAUGCUACGGAGAGAAGCCCGGUAAUGGUUGGUUGUGUGAUUUUUAAAUACAAAAUACACUUUCUAGGCUAUGAUGCACACAUACCAUGUACCAAACAACACUCGGGCGGGAUGUGGUGUUGGCUCGUCACAGCAACGGCGUGAGCAUUUUUGGGACGCCCAAGAUUCUCAAACAAGCUUUGAUUUACGGACAGCGUGGCCGCAGAUUUAUCGAAAAAGUUCGACUUUCCCUGAGUUAUGCCGUGAGGGGUCAGUCCACGACCUCAACGAAAAGCAGGUCGUGAGAUCCAAUGUUAUUGAUAGGACAUUGAAGGCGAAAUGGGCUCCCGAGAUGAGGAGGCGGCCGGAAAUGGCUCCCACUCUCGCCGCGUCGACGCUCUUCUCGGUGCUGGUUCCGACGGAUGUGUUGCGGGGUAUCCUUGUGGUCAUCCGGCCCUGGCUGCAUGGUACGCAUGCAUCAUGCUGUUGAAAAGCGCACGCUUGACAGCCAACGACGCUACAUCGCCGCUCGCUACUUGUGAGAGCACCUAUGUGGGGCCGGUUCGUGGGCGGUGACCCAGCAGCAGUGACCGACCCGUGCAAUUCUCUCAGCUUGGCAACCGCACCGCCUCAUGAAAUGCUCAUUGCCCAAAACCACGCCUGGGUGAACUGCGCUGGAUGUCACGAUCAUGUCCAGUUUCCGGCGUCCGCACGUGACGCGCCGCCCUCUCGCCGACAGCUGAACAAGGACGACAUGGGCCUGGAGAACGAGGAGCAGAACAUGAUCGUGGGCGCGCUCGACCUCAAGGCCAAGACGGUGGGCGACGUGAUGACGCCGCUGGACGACGUCUACAUGCUGCCCUACGACGCCAUUCUCGACUACCACACCAUAUCCGAGAUCAUGGAGCAAGGCUACUCGCGUAUCCCGGUGUGCGAGGGAGACCGCUCCAACAUCGUGGCGGUGAUGCUGGCCAAGGACAUGGCGUUCGUCGAUCCGGACGACUGCACGCCGAUCAAGACGCUGUGCCACUUCUACCAGAACCCGUGGUCGUUCGUGUUUGAUGACGUCACGCUUGACGUCAUGCUGAGGGAGUUCAAGGAAGGCAACAAGGGUCACAUGGCGUUCGUGCAGCGCGUGGUGACGGAGACGGUCGGCGACCCGUACUACGAGCUGGUGGGCCUGGUCACGCUGGAGGACGUCAUCGAGGAGAUGAUCCAGGCCGAGAUCAUGGACGAGACGGACGUGCUCACUGACAACCGCACCAAGAAACGGCGCGGCAAGAAGCGACUCAUGCCCGACCCGAUCGCGUUCGCCCAGCCGACCAACAACCAGAUCCACAUCUCGCCGCAGCUGGCGCUGGCCACGUUCCAGUUCCUGCAGACCGUGGAGCCGUUCAAGAACGAGCUCAUCUGCCCGUCCGUGCUGAAGAAGCUGCUGGAGCAGGACGUGGUGCGUCACAUCAAGCUGAAGGACGGCAACUCCAAGGCGUUCAUCUACGAACGGAGCAAGCCGGUCGACUUCUUCUGCAUGAUCCUGGAGGGCCGCGUGGACGUUACGAUGGGCAAGGAGAACCUGUCGUUCGAGAGCGGCCCGUUCAGCUACUUCGGCACCCAGGCGCUGACCAUGCCCGGCGAGAGUGACGCGUCCCCGGUGUUGCGCGGCUCGGUGCACUCGCUGGACGGCUCGCACCGCGCCACGUUCGUGCCCGAGUACUCGGUGCGGGCCGUGACGGACGUCUACUAUCUGCGCAUCCGGCGCGGGCAUUACGUGGCGGCCCGCAAGGCCACGCUGGUGGCCGCUCAGCAGCGCGACCCCAACCCGCUCACCGAACAGCUGGUCAACGACAUCGCCGACAUGGGCUCUCGCACCGACUCCCUGCGGGACUUCCACCUGAACCCGAGCAACACGGUCAGCCGGGCGGCCGACUCGAGUGCCACGCUGGUGUCGGCGCCGGCCGUGCUGGACGGCGCCGCGCCGCCGGCCGGCAGCGACACCGAGCAGUCGGAGCUGAGCUCGCUGCUCAGCGUGCCGACCACGCCCAGCGGGCGGCACGUUAACUUCGUGGAGCUAACCGGCUGA